Molecule: messenger RNA, 4482 nt
Organism: Vitrella brassicaformis
Lineage: Eukaryota; Vitrellaceae
Source: the annotation of a GenBank genome assembly
GCACAAAGGAUCCUUGCCACGGAUGCAUGACCCCCCAUCCCGCAUUCUCAGCCGCAUCUCUCUUCUGCAUGCCAUUGCAGCAGCUUUCGCCUGGAGCCUGCCAUCCCAUCUGCAGUGCCGAACCAUCCCCAUCCUCAUUAUCCAUCCAGCGCAAACGCCAUCCCUUUCUGACCAUCAUCUCUUGUGAGGUUCUUUGAUCAUGAAGCUUCUCGUGGCUGCUUCUCUUGGCACUGCGGUCCUUUCCUCUCUGUCGGCCACCUCCACUGAGCCCUCAUUCACCACCGCCGCCUUCCUGCAGACCAGGGUAUCGCUCGCGCAGUACUCUCAUCGCCGGCACAAGAAGCGGAGUGCAAAUUCAGCAAGGAAAGGGCCUGACGAAGUGCACGAGCUCGUUGCCUCACGGCCCGCCGGCAAGCUCACCUUGAGGCCGCCAGCUGACUCCAAGAAGGUCCACAUCCAUCUCAAUGUCGACGCUGCGCACGUUGCCAAUGCAACGGGCGGGCUGCAGGCUGAGACACAGGCAGCAGAUCAGCUGGGAUACGUCGUGUCGGAGCCGCCGGAUAAGAAGAUGGUCAUCGGCAAGAAAGCGCUGUCUGAAUCGGCGGAGGCGGUGAAAGAGUCGGACGAUGCUGUCCCGCUCGUGGCCGUGACCAGCCAGGAGGAGGCAGUCAUCGACAGCGAGAGGCGGGUCAUCGAUAUAGCCAAUGUGAAACGGGAGAUGGCCGUCGUUGGGGGCAUUCGCAUGGAGGAUGGGGGAGGGAGGGACAACGUGAUGGAGGCCUUCUGCCCUUACAAUCUGCCCAUCUUUGCCAGGGCGUACGAGGCCAUGUCUGAGGUGCGGGAGCUCAGACACAUUCGGCCAAGAAGAGCCGGACAUAAUCUGCCGGUGAGCAACGGAACUCCGACAGAGACAUUGGACACACAAGGUCGAUCAACGGCCUUUGAGUGUUCUCAGGCUUGUGAGUGGUUCAGAAAUGAGCCCGUGUGCUGUUCGGACACUCUUCUUAAGCGUAUCGCCUUGCUGUUUCGAUUUUCGUCUGCUGGGGUCAGCGGCACCAAGGGGGCAUGGCCUGGCCUGGCCUGGCUUGGCUUGGCUGACAACAAGAUGUGUUUGUUUUUCUUUUUGCAAAUCAGCGUUGGGGCGUCCGGCAGAGCAUAGACCACUUCAGACACUCUGAGGACGUCAUGAUGGCAUGGCUCGAUCGACGGAAGGUCAGAUAUCCUCUCAACGCCAAAGUCGAAAGCGCGCUGGAAAAGGUCCGCCUCCCUACCAUGCUCACUGCAGACGCAAUGUCUCCUUCCGUCCGUGUGUGUCUCUCCUGCGUCUUGUGUGCGGGCUGCAUGCAGUUUGCCGGCCGCCUAGGCCGUGCCAUGAAGGGAUGCACUGCAUACGAGGAGCACUGUCGAGACAAGUGAGACUGACUUAAGAAGGAAAUAUCAAGAUGAAUACAUUUAUCCAUGCAAUGCAUCUUCGGCUGGUUAUGUGUCUGUCCAUAUCGCAGAAUAGUGCAGUACUUCGAGGCCCUCAAUUGUGAGCUGAGCUGCGAUCCGCAUCUGUCGAUAUACCUCGACAAACAUCGGGUCAGCCAGUGGUAUGCGAGUCAGUCAUCCCACCUCGAUCGCCAUAAAUGUACAUGUAUGUAUGCAGGAGCGCCUCCGUUUGUCGCGUGCUGGCCUGGACGAACUGUUUGACCGCUGCCACAAGACACGAGAGAGGGUCAAGCACUGCUCACACGAGCUGCAAAAGAUCAGCGAUGUUCUGCAUAACACCGACAAGCGGGGAGAGGUACGUGUGUAUGCAGCCAGAUGAAGGAAGGCAAGCCAGCCAUCUGUUUCCUUGGUAUUUUGUGGCUGCAGCCUUUCCUGGAGAGGCUGGCUAACUUGACGACUAAGAACGCGAAAGAGGCGCAGAAAGUGGAGGCAAUGCUCGCUGACCGCGCCACAUUCGAGAGACACCUGCAGCGAGGGGGCAAGCAAGCGGCCGAACGACAGACACUGUCACAUCAUCCAUUGGUGGACCAAUGUGUGUGUCGGUCUCCUCUGUCUCUCCUCAGGAUUCGGCUCGACAUUCUUCCUACAAGAGCUGCUCGGCAGCUUCCACUUCUACGACCAAAGUACAACAAGAGCGCGGACGAAAUCUUCACUUGAUAUUGUUUGUGGUCUUCCUUAUCCUUGUCAGCCAUGAUCAGUUGGCCAGAAUGGCCCGCGACGAUAGUCAAGCCCAAGAACGAGACUGGCAUUGAGAUCGUUAUCUCUGCCACAGCUCCCAAGCCACCAGUAGCCACCUCUGCCAAGGAAGCCCCAGAGCUGCCCGUACCGAUGAAAGGAGCCGCUGCCGUCCAUAAACCUGCUGUUCCAGAUGCGCCAAUGGCCCUGAAGCCGCCAGGUGGACUCCUGAAACCCCCAGGACCAAUGCCCCGUGUCCCUGGUCCACCGUCACCGAUAAGCGUCAUGCGAUCCUCGGGCACGGCACCCGAAGAAGAGAUAUCUGAAGAGGGGACAGAGAGUGAAGCGACGGAGAGCUCAGAAACCGAGUCGGAGAUUGACGAGUCGGCCGUAGAAGAGGAGCAGCCGCCAACACCUGUGGGCCCUCCUUCAAAGGAGGCACCAAAGGCACCCGGCCCAUCUGAACCGAUUACAGUGGCUCACGAGAAAAAGGAGAAGCCAAUGUCAGUGCUGCAGCCGCCUUUGGGCGCAGUUCGCAUGUCUAAGCCGCCAGGUGCCGCCCCCGUGGUCGGCGAUAUCGGUCCACCGCAGCCGAUACAGGUGAAACGGCCGGCGGGGAUGCAGCCCCAAGAAGCAUCGGAUCAAGAGGAGACAGGCACAAGCAGCGAGGAGUCAGAAUCUGAAGAGGGGACAGAGAGUGAAGCGUCGGACUCUGAAGACAUCGAAUCCACUGAAGAAACGGCCAAGGAUGUCAAUGUGCCUGUCCCAAAUGCAGUGCCGGUUCCGGAGGUGGACACGCAGCCAUCGGCCAGGAGUCCCCUGCCAAUGAGGCCGCCUGGCCCGAUGCCCGCAAUCGGCGAUGUAGGCCCACCACCGGCGCUAAGCGCGGCGCGACCCGCGGAGAUGCCAGCUGAAGGAGAGACAUCUGAGGAAGAGCAGACAGACACGGGCAGCGAGGAGUCAGGAUCUGAAGACGCCGAGCCAGCUGAAGAUGAGAUGGCUGAGGACGAUCGUGGCGGAGAGGCAGAGGAUGAGGAGGGAUCUUUCCUGCAGGUGGGGGCAGUGAGUAUGGGGAGCAAAGGCCUUUCAAACAAGAGACACGGCCAUAAGCACCGAGCAGAGCACGCAAGACAUCAUCACAGAAGGAUAACAGCGCAAGACAAACAAGGUGUCUCAUGAUAUUCUCUUGUUCAUCCAUCCAUCCAUCCAUGUAUGUCUCUGACAGGCACCCGUCCCCCUGCCCACACACAAAGCCAAAGUAGAAGACAAGGACAGCUCAAGCACAGGCCAGAAAAGCGCGGGCAGGGAGAAGAUGCAAAACACAUCGGAGACACACAGCGCGAGACACUUACAGCGAAAUGGCCCAACGAUCCAACCCACGAUCACUCAGGCCCAGCAGCAGCAGCAGCAGCAGGGUGGUCAGCCGCCGGCUGCUCAGCCAAUGCAACAGCAGCCGCCCCCUCCCCUCGCCCCUGCAGCCCCAGUGCAGACACAGCCACAGGGGCUGCCAUCGCAGCCAGCAACCAUAGGCUCUGCCAUCGGACCACAGAAGCCUGCGCCGGUCCAAGAGGCGCCUCAGGGUCUACAGUAUGGCUAUGGAACGAAGGCAGCGGCCCCGGCUGGGCCAUACGUCACCAACGUAGGGGCGGGGGAGCCUCCUCCUGGACAGACAAACCAGCAGCAGCAGCCGGCGGCAAGUGGGGCAAAUGUCGGUGCCUCGUCUACUUUCCUGUUCCUGGAGUCUUUGCUGAGCAACCUUGUCCACACGGCAGAGCAAAGAGCGCAAAACGCCAUCAGUGGGCUGUUCCACCGAGGCAGGAGACAUGCGCGUGACAGCAGCCAAGAGAGAGCCCGCGAGGAGAAGAACAAACAGCAACCUGCGGUCGCGAGAGCAGGGAUAGCAAGACCGAUCCAUUAUCCUGCCUCAUCCACAGGUCCUCACGGCUCGCUCAUUUCUUUCAUUUUCGGUCCUUGAUUGAUGUCCCUGCUGUGUUGCCGUGUUCAUGCUUCAGUUGAUGUAUUCCCAGGUUUGGACGGCGGUGCGCUAUUUCCUUCGGCCGAGCGGAGCCGAGGAGGCAACCCUUUGGUAGAAUUUUAUGAGGACAAAACAUUCCAAACAAGCCACCACCAUGCCCUAUUCAGAGUACCCGACGAUGCCAUCGACUGUAAGAACAUCAAGCAGACACACGACACACAAAUGCAAUGCGACCUCCCUUGUGCUUUGGCUACUGUUUAUGCCACGCAGGGAGUCCACCGCCACCUAUUGCCACCGACUGACUGAGUGGGGUGUGUGUGUGUGUGCGACUGAGAAUUAAG